Budorcas taxicolor (takin) is the source of this 636-nucleotide messenger RNA. It is a transcript of the gene CRYBB3, whose product is annotated as crystallin beta B3. The transcript is spliced from 5 exons. Bases 1 to 636 code for a protein of 211 amino acids. Gene Ontology annotation, biological process: lens development in camera-type eye; visual perception. Lineage: Eukaryota; Metazoa; Chordata; Mammalia; Artiodactyla; Bovidae. The record is from RefSeq and is a predicted model, not a curated record. Gene Ontology annotation, molecular function: structural constituent of eye lens.
AUGGCAGAGCAGCACAGCGCACCGGAGCAGGCUGCGGCCGGCAAGAGCCACGGCGGCCUCGGGGGCAGCUACAAGGCGAUCGUGUACGAAAUGGAGAACUUCCAGGGCAAGAGGUGCGAGCUCACAGCCGAGUGCCCCAAUCUGACGGAAAGCCUGCUGGAGAAGGUGGGCUCCAUCCAGGUGGAGUCGGGCCCGUGGCUGGCAUUUGAGCGCAGGGCCUUCCGCGGGGAGCAGUACGUCCUGGAGAAGGGGGACUACCCUCGCUGGGAUGCCUGGUCCAACAGUCACCACAGCGACAGCCUCCUGUCCCUCCGGCCCCUGCACAUUGAUGGCCCGGAUCACAAACUGCAUCUCUUUGAGAACCCAGCUUUCGGCGGCCGCAAGAUGGAGAUAGUGGACGAUGACGUGCCCAGCCUCUGGGCUCACGGCUUCCAGGACCGUGUGGCGAGCGUCCGGGCCAUCAACGGGACGUGGGUUGGCUACGAGUUCCCGGGCUACCGCGGGCGCCAGUACGUGUUCGAGCGGGGCGAGUACCGCCACUGGAACGAGUGGGACGCGAACCAGCCGCAGCUGCAGUCCGUGCGCCGCAUCCGCGACCAGAAGUGGCACAAGCGAGGCGUGUUCCUCAGCAGCUGA